Messenger RNA from Schizosaccharomyces osmophilus, 957 nucleotides. It is a transcript of the gene mmd1, whose product is annotated as deoxyhypusine hydroxylase. Gene Ontology annotation, molecular function: deoxyhypusine monooxygenase activity. Bases 1 to 957 code for a protein of 318 amino acids. The transcript has a single exon. NCBI's taxonomy places the organism in Eukaryota, Fungi, Ascomycota, Schizosaccharomycetes, Schizosaccharomycetales, Schizosaccharomycetaceae. The record is from RefSeq and is a predicted model, not a curated record. Gene Ontology annotation, biological process: peptidyl-hypusine biosynthetic process.
AUGUCGUCUCAUGCAGUAGAUCAAAAAGUGAUCGAUGAGCUUGAACGUGUUCUUGUCAACAAGGAUGGAAAAAGCGAGUUACCUUUUCGCUAUCGUGCUUUGUUCAGUUUGAAUGCUUUGUCCCAAAAAGGAGACAAACGCGCUAUUGAUGCCGUGUAUAACGCUUUCGGUGAUGAAUCCGAAUUACUGAAGCAUGAAAUGGCUUAUGUUUUGGGACAAUCCGGCUUGGAAUAUGCGAUAGAGCCUUUGACAAAAAUUGUCGAAGAUCCUCACCAGCAAGUCAUGGUUCGUCAUGAAGCUGCUGAAGCAUUGGGUGCUCUUGGCUUUACUAAGAGUUUGCCAGUAUUGGAAACCUAUUACAAAAACGAUCCUUUGGCUCCUAUUCGGGAAACUUGUGAAUUGGCUAUUGCUCGCAUUCAAUGGAAGAAUGGUCUCGACAAAAACAAUGAAAAAAUUACUCCAAGCAUGUACGACAAUAUCGUGGAUCCUGCUCCUCCUAUGCCUGACACUAUUAAUGAUGUGAACAAGGAGAUUGAGAAGUUAAAAUCCGAGUUGGUUGACCAAGAUCUCCCUUUGUUUCAUCGUUACCGUGUCAUGUUUCGUUUGCGCAACAUUGGUACUAAGGAAGCCAUUGGUGCUUUAGUCAAAGGAUUUGAAGAUCCUUCUGAUUUGUUCCGUCAUGAGAUUGCUUUCGUCUUUGGUCAAAUGGUGCAUCCUCAUUCUGUUCCUGCUCUCAUUGAGGUUUUGGAAAACACUCAAGAAGUGGACAUGGUUCGACACGAGGCUGCGGAGGCAUUGGGUGGAAUUGCUACUGAAGAAUGUCUUCCUGUUUUGGAAAAGUUUUCCAAGGAUGAUGUCCGUGUUGUCGCUGAAUCCUGCGCUGUCGCCCUUGAUAUGAUGAAGCAUGAACAAUCUAAUGAUUUGGAAUAUGCUUAUAUCCCUAAAAUUCCUUCAUAA